Synchiropus splendidus (mandarinfish) is the source of this 1894-nucleotide messenger RNA. It is a transcript of the gene irf10, whose product is annotated as interferon regulatory factor 10. The coding region runs from base 200 to 1399 and encodes 399 amino acids. Gene Ontology annotation, biological process: regulation of transcription by RNA polymerase II; immune system process. The transcript is spliced from 8 exons. Lineage: Eukaryota; Metazoa; Chordata; Actinopteri; Syngnathiformes; Callionymidae. Gene Ontology annotation, cellular component: nucleus. The record is from RefSeq and is a predicted model, not a curated record. Gene Ontology annotation, molecular function: DNA-binding transcription factor activity, RNA polymerase II-specific; RNA polymerase II cis-regulatory region sequence-specific DNA binding; protein binding.
CUUUCGUUUAUGCGUCUCAUUUAACUCUUAACUUCUGCAUUAGACCUUCAGGCGUCCGCUCUGUUUGAAACUUUUAAACUGAUAUCUUAUUGCGUUUUUUUGUGUCGUGAAGGACGUUUAAACUGCAAACGGGACUAAAUAAUAAUACUAAUAAUAAUUUGCUCCAUGUGUCUGUUCGUGCUGGACUUGAGAACCGAAGAUGGAUGACGGCGCUAAAAUGCACCUGAGGGACUGGCUGGUGGCUCAGGUGGACAGUGGACGGUUUGAAGGUCUGUGCUGGGACGACGACGGCAAAACCAUGUUCAGGAUUCCGUGGAAACACGCUGCCAAGAAAGACUAUAACCAGUCAGAGGACGCAGCUCUGUUCAAGGCCUGGGCAGUAUACAAAGGAAAGUACAGAGAGGGGAAAGAUGAAGCAAAUCCAAGCAUGUGGAAAACCAGACUCCGCUGUGCUCUUAACAAGAGCACAGAGUUCCAGGAGGUCCCUGAACGCAACCAACUGGACAUCACUGAGCCUUAUAAAGUGUAUCGGAUUCUGCGAGAUGGAGAUCAAGACACUGAACGCGGUUCUUCUGGUCCAAUAAAUGAAGUCCAGAGGCGGAGGUUACAACAGAAACUGGUUUGUCAGGAGAAUCAGGAUGACUCGUCCCCAAUGUCUGGAGAGACAGACAAUACGUCCAUGGAUAACCCACUGAGAGAACACAUGUAUUGCUUCUCACGAGGAGCCAACACUCGGAAACAGAGUCCGUCUUUAUCCACGCUUCGCAUUGCAUUCACCGAGUCAGAUUGCAGAAUGCGAGUGACAUUGCUGUACCACGGCAUAAGCGUCACCCGAGUGGUCACCAGCAGCCCGGAGGGCUGCUUCAUUCUGCAGGGCAGCGCUACGGUCGGCAACGAGGAGAUCUACGGACGCUGCACUACGCAGCAGAUCUCCUUCCCCUCGCCAGAUCGUCUUCCCUUGUCGAAACACAUGCGGGACGCCAUGACCCUUCUGCUUGGUCACCUGAGGAAGGGCGUGCUCCUCUGGGUCGCUCCUGACGGGGUGUUCAUCAAACGCUUCUGUCAGGUCCGAGUCUACUGGAGCGGCCCAGCAGCCAAGCACACCGACAAACCUAACAAGCUGGACAGAGAGAAAACAUUCAAACUGCUUGAUACGCAAACAUUUCUCACAGAGCUCCACAACUUCUCCCAUGGGAACGGUCCUCCUCCGUCUUAUGAGAUUGAUCUUUGCUUCGGAGAGGAGUAUCCAGAUCCCAAAAUAGCAAAAACCGAGAAGCUGAUCAUGGCGCGGCAGGUUGUCCCCUUGUUUGCGGAAGAGCUGGCGAGGAGGCUCAACUUGGAGGAAGGAGGGAAGAAGAGGAGGACAGAGGUCAUCAGUACGGAUGGAGAGAGUUUGUAGAAGUGUUGGGAGAGAAUAACUGCUCCUUAUAGUCAGGAGAGACAUUAACAGCAGAGGAAAUGUAUGUGUAGCCAUAGUGGUGCCUUAUAGAAUUGCUGGCAUGCAUCGAGGGAAAUUUAAAGUUCUUUGAUUGCUUUUUCAGUCCUCACCGUGUGUAGGUGUGUGUGAACGAUAUUGAUAUUGCCACUUUAUGAAUCCCCAUUUAUUAAUUCCCAUGGAGUUUUUGUCUUUUUUUUUAAUAUCUAAUUGACAGCCAUCGAACUUAUAGAAAUGAAAGUGAUCCUUUUCACCAAAGAAUCACUGCAGGAUUGCUAACUUUUCCUUUGUGAAUAAAUAAGAAAUAUAAAUGUUUACAAAUGCAUGCCUGUUAAUCAAAAAUGUAAAAGUCAGUAUUGAACUAAUCGAUUUGUAUUUUUUCUUUUAUCUGUGUCCGAAUGUAUUUCAUCUUUGUACGCUUUAAUGUAAUUAGUUUUGUGUAUUAUUUACAUAUACUUA